GACUCAGCGUCGCAUAUAGUGCAAAACCAGGCGAAGAGCACUUGCGAGAUUUUUCAAACCCUUUUUCACUCUUCGCUGAGAAAUCGGUAAAGAUCAAAUCCCAGAAAUUUUCCCUUCUUCCAACUUCAAAUAAUGUCGGGCGUUACCAAUCAAGAAGAAGACAAGAAGCCUACUGAUCAAUCGGCUCAUAUCAACCUCAAAGUCAAGGGCCAGGAUGGGAAUGAAGUUUUCUUCCGGAUCAAAAGGAGUACCCAACUGAAGAAGCUAAUGAAUGCUUACUGUGACAGGCAGUCGGUUGAUUUGAACUCCAUUGCAUUCUUGUUUGACGGCCGCCGACUGCGUGCAGAGCAGACUCCGGAAGAGCUGGAAAUGGAGGAUGGAGAUGAGAUCGAUGCAAUGCUUCAUCAGACUGGAGGUGGAGGUGCUGUUAUCUAAGUUAAUCUCAGACAAUAUAGUUCCUAAAACAUCAUUUGGAAUUCUAUAGUUCUCUUACUACUGCUAGUAUAUGCUGAACUUCUGCUGCUGGAUGUUGUCUAUAAAUUACGAUUACGAUUUCUGCAUCUUCCAUUUCUCUAGAAGAGAGAGACUUUGUUGGACUUCUUUAUAUAUGUAAAUGCUGUUGAUGUCGAUUCCUGCUGUUUCAUUUUUCUGAGUACAUCCUGAAGUUACAAUGUGAUUAUGUUUGGCUUGUGAAUCUUUCUUCCUGGGACAUGAAACUUUUCAAAAGGUAAAAUAACAGUACUUGUGAAGGAAGCUUCAAAUAUGUACAGGGUUUCACCAAGAAGGCUUCAAUGUUUUUCUGUUCAGAGAUGGACAUUGUUUUUCAAAGCAGUACAAGGUCGCAUCCACCGCCCUGAUGUUCUAAGAGGUUCGAAAAUCAUGGAGGAAACGAAGGUUUUGCUAUAGGUCAGUUGUUUUCUGUCUCAUAAUCAAUCUGAAGAUGGUACUACUUAGUGCUUUGUUUUAAUGAAUAAACAACUGAAAAAUAUUGAUCAAGAAAGCUCUUUGCUUUGCUAUUUGAAUUACGAAAUGAUUCCAUAUCUCUUGGAGAAGCACAAGAAUCUUCUUCAACUUGUGAAACUCUUUGAAGAUUAACAAUUUUAAUCAGGAUGGGAUUGGAAA
Benincasa hispida (wax gourd) is the source of this 1122-nucleotide messenger RNA. Its product is annotated as small ubiquitin-related modifier 1. The record is from RefSeq and is a predicted model, not a curated record. Lineage: Eukaryota; Viridiplantae; Streptophyta; Magnoliopsida; Cucurbitales; Cucurbitaceae. Gene Ontology annotation, molecular function: protein binding.